Molecule: messenger RNA, 1704 nt
Organism: Penicillium olsonii
Lineage: Eukaryota; Fungi; Ascomycota; Eurotiomycetes; Eurotiales; Aspergillaceae
Source: the annotation of a GenBank genome assembly
AUGACAGUAGGUCCUCCUCGUCUGCCUCUUCUAGGAAACAUAACACAUAUCCCCAAAACCCGCGCCCACCUCCUGUUCACCAAAUGGGCCCAACAAUACGGCGGAAUCUUCAGUUUGCGAAUCGGUCCUGCCCCUGCAGUGGUCGUUACCGACCGUUCUAUUGUGAGAGAACUCUUUGAUAAGAGGAGCGGUAUUUCCAGCUCCAGACCCCCAUCAUAUGUAUCUCAGGUCCUGAUCACUGGCGGUGACCACCUCCUCAUGAUGAACCAUAACCGGGCCUGGCAACAGCGUCGAAAGAUGAUACACCAACAGUUCAUGGAGUCAGUGUGCGAGAAGCAGCACAUAGAGCUUUUGGAAGCAGAGCAUACCCAGAUGAUGAGGGACUUCUUAUUGCAUCCCGAACAACACAUGGUGCACACAAAGCGCACUACGAACAGCAUCAUCAUGAGUUUGAUGUUCGGAAUCCGUACAAAGUCAUGGGACUCAUCCCAUAUGGUUGAUCUAUACAAUUUGAUGGAGCGAUGGACUGAGGUAAUGGAGAUUGGGGCUACGCCUCCGGUGGACAUUUUGCCCAUCCUGAAAUAUUUACCACAGCGUGUCUUCGGAAAUUGGAAAUUUCGAGCGAGCGAAGUCGGUCGAUUGAUGGAGACGCUAUACAAAGACCUACGGCAACGAGUUGUUGCAAGACGACAAAGCGCGAAUGAAAAGAACACGAAUCCUUGUUUUAUUGAUCAUAUUCUUGACAAGCAAGAGACUUUGGGGCUUGAUGACCAUCAAGUUGACUUUUUAGGUGGGGUCAUGAUCGAAGGUGGAUCCGAUACAGGGUCGACUGCCUUGCUUGUCUUGAUUCAGGCGAUGAUCCUUCAUCCGGAAAUCCAAUCCAAAGCCCAACAACAGCUCGACGCAGUCUGCGGUGAUAGCCGAUCACCUACUUGGGCAGACUUUUCCCAACUGCCGUACAUCAUGAUGAUCGUCAAAGAAGCUAUGCGCUGGCGACCUGUCGCGCCUCUUGGAAUCCCACAUUUCACCACCGAAGAUACUUGGAUCAACGGAUACUUUCUUCCCCAAAACACAAUCACAUUCCUCAAUGUGUGGGGCCUUCAUCACGAUGAAUCACCAGACUCCGCUUCGUUUAACCCAGACCGCUAUGAAGGCCGCACGAAAUUAUCCGCAGAAUACGCUGCCUCCUCAGACUAUACCAAUCGCGACCAUUACAGCUAUGGAGUCGGUCGAAGGAUAUGUCCCGGUAUUCAUUUAUCCGAGCGCAGCUUGUUUCUUGGUGCUGCAAAACUACUUUGGGCGUUCCGUUUUGAGCAGCAAGUGGAUUCGAUGGGUAACCCCAUGGAGAUUGAUACGGAUCCGGUCACAGGGUAUACAGAGGGCUUCCUCGUUUGUCCAAAGCCAUUUGGAUGCAAGGUCAUUCCGAGAUCAGAGCGACAUGAGGAGACUAUUCUGAAAGAGUUCACGAAGGCGGAGGCUGAUGUCUUCACCCAAUAUUCAACCAAUAUGUACCUACGACUCAAUCAAUCAGGACUCAUCAAUCGCUAUGAACUGAGUCUUCGAGACGGUUGCCAUUCACCCCUCAGCACAUUCUCUUAUUUGCACCUUCCUUCCAUUUGCUCUUUCCAAUUGAAGUCCACAGAGCUACCCGUGGACUUAUAUUCCUGUUGUAUCAAAUUGAAGAAUAACAUUGAAUCAAAUUGA